Messenger RNA from Fusarium oxysporum Fo47, 1497 nucleotides. RefSeq lists its product as uncharacterized. The record is from RefSeq and is a predicted model, not a curated record. Lineage: Eukaryota; Fungi; Ascomycota; Sordariomycetes; Hypocreales; Nectriaceae. The transcript is spliced from 2 exons. The coding region runs from base 58 to 1335 and encodes 425 amino acids.
UUUGUUUACUAUUAUUUUUUGCCGUCGUGAAUAUCGCCACUUGUCCGACGACGUUCAAUGUCGUCCCCAUCUCCAAACGUUAACUCUGCAUCUUCAUCUCCCAACGUUGAUUCCUCAUCACAAUCCCAACAAGACUCGACCCAAAGCACACUCCAGCAACUCUUCGGCGGCUUGUGCAAGCAGAAGCUCUUAGAAGAAGUUGAUAAGCUCAAGGAAGCUGUCCAGAAAGACGACCCGCAGAAAGUCAUCAUGUCUUUACCCAUGCUUCUAGCUUUGACUGUCUGCCCAGCUAUGCUGGGUACGCAAGAAGCUAUCAGACAGUCUCAGGCAAAGACAAAGCGCGAAGAACACCGUGGCCGACGCUGCAAUUUGGUUGUCUCUUGUGUCAAGCCGAGUAUCAGAUCUCGAGAUAUCAACAACAAACUUGUUGUCUUGAAAGAUUCAAAGCUUUAUAUCGCCAAUGAACACCCACUAUACAACCAUGAUUCUAAAAACAAUGUCAGCAAAGGCUACGCCUUUUCAGGAUACUUCCUCCCCUUCCCAGACACAGAGUACGAGGGUCUCGUCACUACUAUCAGUGAUGACCCUCCUUUCUUGAACUGGAUCUACAUUGACAAGAAGACAUAUGAAGUCAAGUACGGUGUUCGUGCCGAUACAGAGGGUCACAUCACUGGUCCAUUUGACUGCACCAAGCAAGACCGUCGCAUGACCUGUGAGGGCUGGGAGGGCUUCUGCGCUGUCGAAGAACUCCCCGGCAUCUGGGCUCUGUACUACGACCGCGACGAUGAUGGCCUCAAGUCAAAGGUCGCCAUGGGUACUCGCGUGCUAGAAGUAGAGCUCACCAGGCGAGAGAAGAAGGAGCCCAAGCCUGCAGGAGAACCUGAACAGCCCAUGACCAUGGAUGAGAAGAUGAAGCAGCACAAAGAGCAAACCGCCAAAGACGAGGCCGACCGUGCUGCAUUUGUCGCAACUGGCCGUCAUCCAGGUGCUGAGCCACCUUCCCCAGCUUAUAAGCCUGAGCAGAAGAAGAACGGGCUCCUGGAUCCAGACUCCAAGGAAGCUAAGCGCCAGCGCAUCGCCGAUGCCCUGAGCCGCCUAAAUAUUGAUAGCCCAACCAGGAGUGAAGGAGGUUCAGAUGGAAGUAUUUUGACGAGUCUGAGCCAGGACUUCUCUAUCUUCUCAAUGGCCAAGAAGUUGACUGGGGACGAGGGUGGUACAGUUGCUAGUUCAGUUUGGGAGCCAGAGAAAGAGAAGGAUAAGAAUCACAAGAAAAACGAUUCUACGAGUGAGGCGGGAUCGUAUAGGAAGCCUACUGUUGAAGAUGCUACAUCAUGAUAGAACAUUUUGUUCGGUAGGGUAUUGCUUUCACAUUCGUUUGGUCACUGGCGUUUGGGAUCAAUGAUAUUACGGAGAAAGAAACUAUCAUGUACACUGGAUCUACUCGAGGAUUUACGGUUAUUCUUAUGGCCAACAUUAGGGCAUGUACUGUAAUGAUAG